CCCCCCAAAAAAAAAAAAAAAAAAAAGUUGAAGAACUCCCACGCUCUGUUCUCUUGCUUUGAGGACUGCAGCAAGUGCAACUACGCCUGCUCGCAAUUCUCAAAGCUAGAUUAAAAUUUGUUCAUUUCCCCUUUUUCCUUUUUUUACUGUUUAUUGCCUUAAGAUUCACCAUUCCCAUAAACCAAAACACAUGCCCUCUCAUUCCCCAAGCUCACUUCAUCAUCGCUACCACUUUCUUCCUCCUCCUCUUCUUCUUCUUCUCAGCUUCCUCUGUUUUUCUCCUCUGAGUUCGAGUUCUCCAUAGCCAUUUUCUUCAUCUGGGUAAGCUCAGAAUCAACAAAAAAACAAGAAGAGGAAGAAGAAGGAGGAGGAGAAGAUGAUUACUCUUGCAGAUUUCUACCAUGUAAUGACUGCAGUGGUUCCUCUUUAUGUGGCCAUGAUUUUAGCUUAUGGGUCCGUGAAAUGGUGGAAGAUCUUCACUCCCGAUCAGUGCUCUGGAAUCAAUCGUUUUGUUGCUCUAUUUGCAGUUCCUCUUCUCUCUUUUCACUUCAUUUCCACAAACAAUCCCUACGCUAUGAACUUACGGUUUAUUGCUGCAGACACUCUCCAAAAGCUCAUUGUUCUUGCUGUUCUUGCUGUUUGGAGUAACAUAAGUAAAAGGGGUUGUUUGGAAUGGACGAUUACUCUGUUUUCCCUUUCAACUUUGCCCAAUACUCUUGUUAUGGGGAUUCCUUUGCUUAAAGGAAUGUAUGGGGAGUUUUCAGGGAGCUUGAUGGUUCAGAUUGUUGUACUUCAGUGUAUUAUUUGGUACACAUUGAUGCUGUUCAUGUUUGAAUAUAGAGGAGCCAGAAUGCUGAUUUCUGAGCAAUUUCCAGACACUGCUGGUUCUAUAGUCUCAAUCCAUGUCGAUUCUGACAUUAUGUCGUUAGAUGGAAGGCAAGUUUUGGAAACAGAGGCUGAGAUUAAAGAAGAUGGGAAGCUUCACGUGACUGUGAGGAAAUCAAAUGCCUCAAGAUCAGAUAUCUUCUCGAGAAGAUCCGUGGGAUUAUCUUCUACAACUCCACGGCCUUCAAACUUGACCAAUGCAGAGAUUUACUCUCUGCAAUCUUCUCGAAAUCCUACCCCUAGAGGCUCAAGUUUCAACCACACUGAUUUUUACUCUAUGAUGGCUGCCGGUGGAAGAAACUCUAACUUUGGCUCAUCUGAUGUUUAUGGCCUUUCGGCGUCAAGAGGGCCGACACCUAGGCCGUCUAAUUACGAGGAGGAAGGCGGCGGGGGCAAUGGCGGAAAGCCAAGGUUUCACUACAAUGCCACAACAGGAGGCAAUGCAAAUGCAAAUGCUAAUGCAAAUCAUUACCCUGCUCCAAACCCAGGAAUGUUUUCACCUACAGGGUCCAAAAAUGCACAACCAAAUGCUAAGAAGCCUGCCAAUGGGGUUGUGGGUCAGCAGAAAACAGAGGAUGGAAGCAGAGACUUGCAUAUGUUUGUUUGGAGUUCAAGUGCUUCCCCUGUUUCUGAUGUUUUUGGGAACCAUGAAUUUGGGGCUCAUACUGAUCAGAAGGAUGUAAGAUUGGCUGUCUCUCCUGGAAAAGGUAAGUUUCUUGAAUGGAUUAAAAUUUUUCAUUUUCAUUUCUGUUCCAUUUUUGUUAAUGGGAUUAAUAUUUCAGUGGAGGUUCGUAGAGAAAACCAAGAGGAAUAUGCAGAGAGGGAAGAUUUCAGCUUUGGAAACAGAGAAAUGAUGAACAGUAACAACAAUGGAGGAGGAACAGAGAAAGUUGGUGAUAUUAAACCCAAAACCAUGCCACCCACCAGUGUUAUGACAAGGCUAAUCUUGAUCAUGGUUUGGAGAAAACUCAUCAGAAACCCUAACACUUACUCUAGUUUAAUUGGUCUCACUUGGUCCUUAGUCUCCUUCAGGUGGAAUGUUGAAAUGCCAGCCAUUAUUGCAAAGUCCAUUUCUAUACUAUCUGAUGCAGGGCUGGGAAUGGCCAUGUUCAGUCUUGGUUUGUUCAUGGCUUUGCAACCAAGGAUCAUAGCAUGUGGAAAUACCAUAGCAGCUUUUUCAAUGGCUGUGAGAUUCCUUACAGGUCCAGCUGUAAUGGCUGUUGCUUCCAUUGCUGUAGGCCUUAGAGGAGUUCUCUUACGUGUUGCCAUUGUUCAGGCAGCUCUCCCACAAGGAAUUGUCCCCUUUGUCUUUGCCAAGGAGUACAAUGUACAUCCUGAUAUUCUUAGCACAGGAGUUAUCUUUGGGAUGUUGGUUGCUUUGCCGAUUACGCUUGUUUACUACAUUUUGCUGGGGAUUUGAGGGUGUGGAAAGUCAACCAUGGCUGCGGCCGCCAUGAGAGGGCAUUUCAAAAGCUUCAAAGCUUUGAGACAAGAAUUUAGAGAGGGAUAAAAGAGGGAGAGAAGUCAAAUGAAGAAGAAGGAGAAAGAGAAGCAAUUGUGGAUGAAUCUUCUUUGCAAAGUAGAAGGGAAAAAGAGGGUGGAAAAAAGAAAGAAAAAGAAAAAGGGGCUGUAAAAUCAUUAUGUUUGUUAGUCAAUUAUAUAAGGGAAAAAAAAAGUGUUUUGGUUUUUCUCCUACUUAUUAUUAUUAUUAUUUUUAAUUGUUAUUUAUUUACAGGUUUUGUCUA
Messenger RNA from Benincasa hispida (wax gourd), 2630 nucleotides. RefSeq names its product putative auxin efflux carrier component 1c. Gene Ontology annotation, cellular component: plasma membrane; endoplasmic reticulum. Lineage: Eukaryota; Viridiplantae; Streptophyta; Magnoliopsida; Cucurbitales; Cucurbitaceae. Gene Ontology annotation, biological process: auxin polar transport; auxin export across the plasma membrane. Gene Ontology annotation, molecular function: auxin efflux transmembrane transporter activity. The record is from RefSeq and is a predicted model, not a curated record.